UUCCCCUAACCGCGAAAAUGAGCCUCUCAGAUCUCAGGUACAGGCCCAAGCUGGCUGGAGGUGUCUGCCAUUCACUGCCAAUUCAGAAUUAAUCUACCAAGGUACUACAUAAAAAGUUAUAAGAGCCCAAAGAUUGCACUUAGUUUCAAGAUGGCGGCCAUGUUAGUCAUUCAUGGCCUAGCUUUGUAAGUAUAUUCCUUCGGACUCGUGAAAGAGAUGGGAUUCUAAUAUCGAGAGAUGACGUUCCACGCGACAGUAGUAUAUCUUGAUAUUCAGACAAAAGCUAGCAAGGUAUAUUACAUAAAAACUUAUAAUAUUAGAUCUUAUUAGACCCCAAAGGUUCCACUUUGAUUAAGAUUGCGGCCAUACUAGUCAUACUUUUUCACAUCAUACUUUUUUCUACCCGUUGAACAGAUGGAAUUCUAUAUCGAGACAUGAAGAAGGUAACAGUAGUCUAUUUUGAUGCUCAUUUAAAAACUACCAAGAUACUACGUAAAAAGUUAUUAGACCUGAGAAGUUGCCUAUCGUUUCAAGAAGGCGGCCAUACGACUAACAUCAGGCCGAUGCUUGACAUCAUACUUUAUUCGACCCGUAAAAGAGAUGGGAUUCUAAUAUCGAGAGAUGAAGUUCAUGGCGACAGUAGUUUCUCUUGACGUUCAUGUGAAAACUACCGAGGUACUACAUAAAAAGUUACCAAAUCCCAAAGGUUGAACUUCGUUUCAAGAUGGCGGAAUAUAAGUAAUUCAUGGCCGAAGUUUGACAUCACACUCCUUUCGACCCGUCAAAGAGAUGGGAUUCUAAUAUCGAGAGAUGAAGUUCCAGGAGACAGUAGUCCGUCUUGAUAGUCAGCCAAAAACUACCAAGGUACAAUACUACAUGACAAGUUAUUCGACCCACAAAGAUUAGAAUUCGUGACACAGAGGACGGGUGGUUGGCAGUAAGUUUACGAAACAUGACUCAAGCGUUGGGAAUUAUACUUUCAUCAAAUGCUUAUCAUUCAAUAUGAUAUAAUUUGGAAAACAGCGAUAGCAUUCUUAUAAAGUUAUUACCGUGUGAAAUCCACAGUUUUGCGUGCUUCCUAGAAAGUUUGGUACAUACACCGUAUUACUUUAUAGUUGCGCGUUUGCGUUGUUGAGUUGCGCACGUGCGCAAGUGUUAGCAGGGGUAGUAAGCCAGUGAUUUUUAAGUUGUAUAAAAUCAGAGAGGGUCCAGAGCUACUUUAAAUUUUCCGAAAUUUUUUUUUUUAGACUUAGUUUAGGUGCUACUGUUCAGAUUUAAAUUCAUGGUUUUUUUUUAAUCCAGCUAUCACGAAAUAUUGAUUCAAAGUAUUUUAAAUGUACUCAAAUACUGUCAUCCCGUCAAUUUGGGAAAAAACGUACUUGUGUCCAAGCAUUAAGCAGCGAGCCCUGAAAAAAUGGUAAAUUGUCCUGAAAUCACGCGAGGGCCUCGAUUCAUUUCGGCGUACAGCGAAAACGAAAAGUAAGAAUUUUAACAAAACACAUCGGUUUUAGUACUUGCUCAUCAAGUUCUUUCGUUGGACAAAGUUUUAAGGUAAACUUUUCUUUCACGAAAACUGCACAACGACCGUUCGUUGGUUAGUCACGUGGUGUGUGUCCGAACGAGGAAUUGCGUGACUUUCGAUAUCAGGUGACAAAUUCAUGUGACAUAGCAGGUUGCCAACAUGGCGACGGGACAGACCGGUGUAGCAGUUUGCAUCAGUUUAUAUAUUUUGUGGGUUACUGGCGUAAAUUGCAAACACGACCAUCCAGUGUCAACUUAUUUUGGCCGAGUACAUUCUAAUGGUACCAUCGUAGAUGCUCGACACCCGGCGAACAAGCUGAAGUUCUCCCGUCUGCCGAAACCAACAGCACUCGAUUCUGCAGCUUCGUUGAAAGUUUCACCGUCGUCUGAAAUCAGUAAUGGCGAGGAAGUUACGAUUUCAUGGUCUGGGGUCACUUCUCCAAGUUCUAAAGAUGUCGUAGUUCUGUACUGUCCCCCAGAAGCCGAACCCGAUCACUAUUUGGAUUAUGUUAAUGUCAGUAGCGUAGAGACGUAUUCAAAAGGUUAUGGCGAGUUCGACGUUCGUCUGUGGAAUUUGAGGAAAGAAUGCCAGUUCAGAUAUUACAGAAGUGGCAAUUACACAACUCUUGCUGCAGAGAGCAACGUUGUGAGUUUUGAAGGAGGGGCGGACAUUCCCUUGCAAGGUCACCUCUCUCUCACGGGGGAUCCUACGGAAAUGAGGGUUAUGUGGGUAUCCGGUACAAGUAAGUUAUUCUUCCGGUAUUCUUUUUGUGGGAUGUACCCAGAAACUGUGCCAUUUAUAUAUCUCACGCUUUUUCUGAAAUGUUCUGGCAUAUCAUAGCACCUUAAUUAUAGCAUUUCCUUAUUUGCAUCUUCCUACACUAUUCUCCUAGGAGUAUUAUGCAGAUGGAAUAGGGGUGUUCAAUUUCAAACCUUGUAGAUAUCAUGCCACCUUUCAAAUGCAACUGCAUAAAUAUAGGUGUUUCUGCAGUAUUUCUUUAUCUCAGAGUUAUGUUUCCACAAAAUGAUAUACAUUCAGAAAAUGUUUUCUCGUUCUUAAGUUUAAGUCAGCCUCGUUAUGUAUACAUGUAUGCAUUCUCAAAA
This is a messenger RNA of Orbicella faveolata, 2625 nucleotides long. RefSeq lists its product as uncharacterized. Lineage: Eukaryota; Metazoa; Cnidaria; Anthozoa; Scleractinia; Merulinidae. The record is from RefSeq and is a predicted model, not a curated record. Gene Ontology annotation, molecular function: metal ion binding; acid phosphatase activity.